UUCAACUUGAUGGUGUUUCGCAAAAGGUAGUUGGCAUCAAAAACAUCCCAGCGAAAAACUGUCCCAUCCUGAGUCACUCUCUGGGAUUAAUUUUUUCUCCACGUCCUGGAUUGAUGUUCCGCAUCCUCCUCCUCUUUUUCCUCUGUAGCACUGUCCUCGCUGCCUGCAAGUGUUUGGCUUAGAUUUGGCCUAUUUGGCAACCACCAGCUCUUGAGGGGGAGCAGUCACGUUGCAGAGCCACGUGCCAGUACAGCGAGCGACUGGAAAGCAGCCCGGAAUGUGAAAGUUAAUCAGCCGAAGAGCAACAGCUUUACAAACUGCACAUGAGGAAGGGCGGCCGGGCUGGGGGAGGGGGGAAACACGAUGAAGAAGAGAGCAGCAGUAGACGACGGAAUCUGUCCAUUCUGCAGCCAUCAGCACACAGCAGCAGGAUAAAUCGCCUCUCAGUCAUUCCCUGCUGCUGGAGAGCCUUUGAUAGGUGGUGAGGGAGGGGAAACCAAACAUCUGGAUGUCAACAAGACUCUUCUGUGAAGUCUGGAAGUGACAAGUGCCAUCUUUCUCCACAUCGGGGCAGCUGCGCCCCAGAUCCGUGCGGGAAAAGCAAGCAAUCCCCUUGUGGGAGAGGCAAACGUGACAAGCAGCGAGAGCCCCUGCAUGGAAUCAUUGCUCUGUACGCUCGUUGGUGAGCGGUGGAUUGGAGAGCAAAUGGAGUGGAGACCAGUGAAGGCAAACCGUGUACGAAGGAACCUCUUCGGCCCUGUGGACCAUGAGCAGCUGCAGCAAGACUUCCAGCACAUGCUGCACAGCAGCAUGGAGGGAGCCCAGCAGAAGUGGAACUUUGACUUCUUGCGAGACAUGCCAGCUGAGGGGCUCCUGCAGUGGGAAGAACUACAGAGCCACGAUGUCCCGGCCUUUUACCACAGUUGUGUGGUGAGUGAGGCUCGCAAGCCAUUGAAGCCCUUGAACCAGGGCAUAGUCAAGGAGGUGAAGACUCACCACUUUGCCACAGUGACACUGACUGAGAACCCCAAAGUUGCCAAGAAAAUGUCAGGCAAGAAGAGCCAAGCAGGGAAGAAACGAAGACAGACAUCCUUGACAGAUUACUACUCAGCUCAGAAGCAAGUCAAAACUAACACUCAAGCUGCUGCAAAGAAUUUGGCUUUCUGAAAUGAAACACAGGAUUGAUCUGCACUAAAGAUGUUAUAAAGAGCUGCCAAGUUUAUUUGACAUUCAGAAAUUGUGUGUGCAGGCUACAAAUGCUUGAGGGCAUCACAUGGAUUGAUAUAUUCAUGAAAGAACUGAUGGAAAGUCUUAUAAACACAACAAAACUCGCAUUGGAAUGAAGUUAAACUGGAAGCCCCUUUGCUAAGGGUCACUAGCCUUAAAGGUGUUGGUAAGCAAAUUUGGAAAUGUUACAGGAAUUGGCUAAUAGUAGCAACUUAACCACUUGCGUUUAAAAAAAUACUGCAUAUGAGAAAGCAGUGAACAUAAGGUUAAACAGCUGUACAAAUGUACUGCUAUGUUUGAACAUGUCAAAAUAUGAUCAAGACCAUAUGAUGUUUCCGAUUUUGUAUAUUUUACAUCUUUAAUGUAUAGCUUGUUCUCUAUUUCUAAGAGUGAUGGCUUAUCCAAUCAAUAAGCUUCAACAGCUAAACUUUACAGAUCUGAUUUUUUAAAAAAAGUUCCCAACCCAACCUACAAUUUUUAAGGUGCAAAAUUGUGAUUACACUUUUGUACCCACAACUAUUUGUGGACAUAAAUGGUGGCAUUUAUGUGACAAAUUCUCUGCUGCUGUAAAUGGACACAGCUGUAUUUACUUCAGCGGAGUUUUGUCCAUUUACAUCAGCAGAGAAUUUCAUCCUAUGUGUCUGUCUACUUGACUGUGUUAAAAAAUCAUGGUGUUAACAUGUGACUGUUGUAAAUGUAUGUCUGCAAAUUUGCACCCAUGAAAUCAAGGAUCUUAUGUUAAAAAUCAUUCCCUAUAUCUGCUGGGGCAAAUAUAGCCUUCAUUUUCACCUGUGCAACUCCAUUGAGGCCAAUGCGUGUGUGAAAAUGAGAGCAAUAUUUGCCCUGUUGGCACAGUGUUUUGUAAUGCAGGUUACUAUGGAGACAUUUGGCUAGAUUCAUAAAGAAACGUAGGCAUGGUGAUGCUCAGCAUCAUCACACCUAACUUUUAGGUUCCUAGGAACUCUCUAGGAUUCACAAAGCCUGAGUUCAGUGCCUAGACUCCCUGUACAGUGAAUGGAGAGAGAUAGGUGCCUCAGAAUUGGAUUCACAAAAGCCAGCAGGCUAGGCAGCUCCUUGCCCAUGCUAGCCAUUGGGAGAUGCCAAAAUUAGGGGGGAGGGGGUGAUAAGCUGCACUCCUGUCAGUGAGAUGGGUGUUGAAGUCUGGGCUGCAGAGAGGUACCUCAUUUGGCUUCCGAUUCUUAUGUGCAAACCCGCUUUUGGGGUUAAUCUACACUGCUUUAGCAAGAUUUUGGGGGGUCAGGGGAAAACCACCCACAUAACUUUGAGCCCAGUGGUUUGGGCACUCAGAGGUGGUAGGUCCCAGUUCAAAACUCUUCCCCCCAUAAGUGAAGGUGGGACUAGAACUGGGGGUUCCCACAUCCCAGGUAUAAGCACCCUAACCACAGGGCUAAAACAUUGGAGGGAGGGCCUCCUCUUUGCUCACCUCCUGCCAUUUUGUGUAUUCUCGUGUAUAGGGGCCCAAUCCAGUAGGCAAGCUCUGAAGAUGCUUACCAGAUUGUGCCCUGCAGGAAAGUUAGGCAGAGGAACUCCUGUCUUUCCUUGGUUCAUGCAUCACUCUGGAGUUAAGUAUCUGGAUGCCUGGCAUGGGGUUGCAGUGUGCAUGCUCAGAGGAAGAGCCAUAGGUGCCUAGGGAAUAUUUCCUGCUGAAAUGUAGGUGCUGAGUGAGUUUAGGCACCUACAGGAUUUGGUGGCAGCUGGGACUGGGAUGGGAUUUGUGAAUCCUAUUGUUGCCUGAUUCUGGGAUUUAGGCACCUAAAGUGGCAGUUAAGCACCUAAGUCCUUUUAUGAAUUUAGCCCAUUGUUUUUUUAUUUUUAUUUUUUAAGCCCACACCAUGGUGUUUCCAUUACUAUUUAGGAUUUUUAGGCAAGAAGAGAAAAAGUUAGUUUAAUAGCACUCGCUCAUCUAUCCCUCUUGGCAUUGCAUGGAUUAUUAUUUCUAGGCAUUUUUGUACCACACACACUUCCUUUCUAUUUCCCUUCUCCACUCCACCCACCAAUUUGGAUAAUUGGAUUUUAUGGCUCUUGGCACCCAGUAUAUAAAAUGUAAAGAGAAACCUACAAAAUAUACAUGCUACAUUAUUCUUGUUCAUAUGGACUUGAGUAAGUUGCUGUGUUUCACAAACGAGUUUGGAAAGACCGCUGUGAUUUGGGCAUUUUUGAAAUUACACAGUGAUUGAGAACUGCUUUUUGCCUAAAAUCUAAAUAUACGAAGUCUUGUACAGUAGAUUUUGUCUGGGUAUAUGUAUAUUUGUGUAUGCUAUACAUAUGGGAUCCAGUUUAUACAUGUUCACACAGAUACUACAUGCAACACCAAGACAGGAUAAUUAUUUUUCCAUAGCAGCAGUGACGUUUAGAUGUAAACAACAGUUCAUUAAAGCUACCAAAAUAUACCCAAUUUUAAUGAGAAAAGGCAGUGAAUCAAGCCUGUUCCUGUACGUGCUGAGCUACGAGCUCUCAGCAGGUUGCAGGCAUAGGUGCUGAAACUAGGAGUACAGAGGGUGCUGCUGCACCCCCUGGCUCGACGUGGUUUCUACC
This is a messenger RNA of Chelonoidis abingdonii (Abingdon island giant tortoise), 3783 nucleotides long. RefSeq names its product cyclin-dependent kinase inhibitor 1-like. The record is from RefSeq and is a predicted model, not a curated record. Gene Ontology annotation, molecular function: cyclin-dependent protein serine/threonine kinase inhibitor activity. Gene Ontology annotation, biological process: regulation of mitotic cell cycle; signal transduction by p53 class mediator. NCBI's taxonomy places the organism in Eukaryota, Metazoa, Chordata, Testudines, Testudinidae. Gene Ontology annotation, cellular component: nucleus.